UGUCCCCUGCGGCGUGCGCACCCCAUCCGUCCGGAGGAUCCACAGUACAGGAGGAGCCCAGGUCAAGCCUGUCAUUGUUUUUUUGAGGAUACCGCUACGAUGAUCCUAAGGUGAGCGGACCAGCGCUGUGCUCCGUGUGCCUAUCAAGCCCUAAGAUCUCAGUUUGUAAAGGAAACUUGUCGCUUAGAGGGACACAAAAUGUCUUCUGCCACCAUUAGCCUGCUGAUGCACACCCUCCUCCUCAUUUUGCCCCUGGUUGCAGGCCAGCAUGGGCACUCUGACUGUGUCAUCAAGAGAGAGCAAGAGAAAUGCAUGGAAAAGAUCGCUUCGGAUGAUCCAGGAAAUGAUCCAGAAUUUGGGUGCACAUGGAUGUGGGACAACCUGACAUGUUGGCAGCCUGCCAGGAUUGGUGAAGUGGUGGAGGUCAACUGCCCUGAGCUUUUCUCCGAGUUCAUGAGCGAAGAAGACUAUGAGCUGGGGAAGGUGAGCCGUAACUGCACUGAGUUUGGCUGGUCGGAGACUUUCCCCCACUAUGUAGACGCCUGCCUCUUCGAUGAAGGCAACAGCAGUCAUCCGGUAAGUGAUAUGUACUAUGUGUCAGUGAAGGCUCUGUAUACAGUGGGCUACAGCACCUCCCUGGUCUCCCUCACCACGGCCAUGGUCAUCCUGUGCAGGUUCAGGAAACUGCACUGUACCAGGAACUUCAUCCAUAUGAACCUCUUUGUGUCUUUCAUCCUGAGAGCCAUUUCUGUCUUCAUCAAAGAUGGUGUGCUUUAUGCCAAGGAGGACAGUGAACACUGCUUCAUACACACUGUGGAGUGUAAGGCAGUGAUGGUGUUCUUCCACUACUGUGUCCUCUCCAAUUACUUCUGGCUGUUCAUUGAGGGCCUGUAUCUCUUCACUUUACUGGUGGAGACCUUCUUCCCUGAGAGAAGAUACUUCUACUGGUACAUCAUCAUUGGAUGGGGAACGCCAACAGUCUGUGUGACAAUAUGGGCGGUGUUAAGACUGCACUUCGAUGACAUAGGGUGUUGGGAUAUGAAUGACAAUGCUGCCAUCUGGUGGGUGAUAAAAGGACCUGUGCUAGCCUCGAUUAUGAUAAACUUUGUUCUCUUCAUUGGCAUCAUCAUCAUCCUUGUCCAGAAGCUGCAGUCCCCUGACAUUGGUGGAAAUGAAUCCAGUAUUUACCUGAGGUUGGCCCGCUCCACUCUCCUACUGAUUCCUCUGUUUGGCAUCCACUACACUGUGUUUGCCUUCUCCCCGGAGAAUGUCAGUAAACGAGAGCGCCUCGUGUUUGAACUGGGCCUUGGAUCCUUCCAGGGCUUUGUUGUGGCUGUCCUCUACUGCUUCCUGAAUGGAGAGGUGCAAUCGGAGAUCAAGAGGAAAUGGCGCAGCUGGACGGUGAACAGAUACUUUGCUGUGGACCUGAAGCACCGGCAUCCUUCGCUGGCGAGCAGUGGGGUGAACGGGGGGACGCAGCUGUCCAUCCUGAGCAAGAGCAGCUCUCAGAUCCGCAUGUCCAGCCUGCAGGCCGAGACCCCGGCCACCUGAACGGCAGCCAAGGGGAGGCCCUGUCCAGCAACGGUGACACCUUCACAACCGGACCUGACACUACCAACCUCACCUCACACACCGUGGUACCCAUGACCAG
Molecule: messenger RNA, 1651 nt
Organism: Myripristis murdjan (pinecone soldierfish)
Lineage: Eukaryota; Metazoa; Chordata; Actinopteri; Holocentriformes; Holocentridae
Gene: adcyap1r1b
Product: adenylate cyclase activating polypeptide 1b (pituitary) receptor type I
Exons: 14
Coding region: 199-1551 (450 amino acids)
Biological process (GO): cell surface receptor signaling pathway; adenylate cyclase-modulating G protein-coupled receptor signaling pathway
Cellular component (GO): plasma membrane
Molecular function (GO): vasoactive intestinal polypeptide receptor activity; G protein-coupled peptide receptor activity; peptide hormone binding
Source: RefSeq, a predicted model, not a curated record